This is a messenger RNA of Moesziomyces antarcticus, 1965 nucleotides long. Its product is annotated as rft-1-domain-containing protein. The record is from RefSeq and is a predicted model, not a curated record. The coding region runs from base 1 to 1965 and encodes 654 amino acids. Lineage: Eukaryota; Fungi; Basidiomycota; Ustilaginomycetes; Ustilaginales; Ustilaginaceae. Gene Ontology annotation, cellular component: endoplasmic reticulum membrane. Gene Ontology annotation, biological process: dolichol-linked oligosaccharide biosynthetic process; glycolipid translocation. The transcript has a single exon.
AUGGUCGACGGCGGGCCGGACGCGGCCAAGGACAAAAGCGCUCAGCCAGCAGCCGCUUCAGCCUCGACGCUCAUCCUGCUUCAGAUAUCGGCAAGGGCGCUCACAUUUGUCCUCAACCAGCUGCUCGUCCGUCUCGUCGCUCCUGGCAUCUUUGGUCUCGCCAACAUUCAGCUCGAGCUGCUCCUCUCCACCAUCCUCUUCCUCUCGCGCGAUGCGAUCCGCACCAUCCUCAUCCGCAACGAUCGCACCGUCAAUGCUUCCUCCGUUGGCGCAAGAGAAGCAGGCCCCAGAAGCGGCACUACCAACGCUACGCACAAUGUAGCCCUUCUCACCAUUCCGAUCGGCUUUGCUCUCACUGGUAUCGCAUGCGGCGUUUACACAGCCUUCAUCUCGCCAAAGUCCAUCCAAGCCGUGCCCACAUUCCACGCAAGCAUAACCCUCUAUGCGCUAGGCGCACUCAGCGAGCUCGUGUACGAGCCACUCCUGAUUCGCGCCGUGCGCCUCGGUCAGCCGUCGCUCAGAGUCAAGGCAGAGGGCGCUGCCGUAUUUGUCAAGGUGCUCACCACCAUCGCCACGAUCGUGUAUCUGCCUCGAUGGUCGGCGGCGCCGUCGUCUGUAGAGCAUGUCUUGGCGGACGAGAAGGCGGUAGCCCUUCUUGCAUUCGGAAUCGGCCAGGCAUCGUUCGGCAUGACCAUGUUCGCUGUGCACCUUGCUUACUUUGUCACACACUACUCUGUCCGUCAGACCUUGGAUCUCUACAUCCCGCGGCCGGAUCGUGUCACGCGUUCCGAUCCUCGUACGGGAGUUGCAAGCACCGAAACAGCUUGGCUGGAUCGUGCAACAGUCUCGCUCUGCAUGGCCAUGGCCCAGCAGGGCGUCCUAAAACAUCUUCUCACCGAAGCCGACAAAUUUGCAGUCGCUCGCUACGCCACCCUCGAGGAUCAAGGUGGGUAUGCACUCGCAUCCAACUACGGCUCUCUGGUCGCUCGCAUCCUCUUUCAGCCCGUCGAAGAAACGGCGCGCAUCGUCUUCAGCUCCGAGCUCGUCGCGCUCGACGGUGAGGCGGACGCACCACGACCGGUUCCGCCAGGAAUCGCAAAGCAGGCGGUGGAAAAGGCAGCAUCCAUGUUGGCAGCCCUAUUCCGACUCCAUCUGCUGCUAGCGUGCAUCAUGAUCACCUUUGGCGGCCCGCUCAGCACCGCUUUCCUCUACAUCAUGGCGGGGCCUCAGUGGGCUCUUGGAACGAGCGCGCCAGCGAUCUUGGCCGCGUACACCUGGUACCUCCCGAUCAUGGGCAUCAACGGCAUCGCCGAGGGCUUCGUACAAUCGGUAGCAAGCCGCAAGCAGGUCAAGCGCUACAACCGCAUCCUCCUCAUCGCCAGCGUCGGCUUCGUGACAGUACUUGCGGCCAUCAACUAUGCCGUUGCAAGCGGUUCGACCGGUAAUCUCGGCCAAGCUCCCGGAGCCUCUUCAUUUCUCGCCAAGACGGGCCUCGUUUGGGCAAACGCCAUUAGCCUUUCGGUUCGCGCCGGCUGGUGCUGGGCAUUCUUGAUCAAGUACUUCGGCCGUGCCGAGUCCGUGACCCUUCACGAACUUAAGCGCAGCAGCGUGGGCUCCCAGGCAGGGAUACAGCAUCGCGUCCGGCCUUCUGCGGCGCUCCCGAGCCGCCCGGCCUUGGUCGUCUUCGCAGGCGUCGCGGGCGUGCUCCGUGUGCUGGUGCCCAAGCUCAUGCCCACAGCCGCGAAGCUCCUGCAAAGUUCGAAUGCGAAUGAAGAAGCGUCGAGGACGGGACGGCUGCGAGCAAUUCGCCUCUUGCUGCCGACCGUGGGGCUUGCAGGCGCCUGCCUCGGUGCGGUCCUGACCGGCAUAUUCGUAUUUGAACGUGCCGCACUCUUAGAGUCGCUCCGUUCACUGGGGCGCAGACAUGCAUCCCAAUCACACGCCGAUACGCGCAAGUCUCAGUGA